AAGGCGAAAGGUGGAACUUGCCGGAUUUAGUUCCCAGCUGCGGUGCCGCAUGACACUGCCAUAUCUCUGCCAUUGACUCCAUCAUCAUGAAUCCAACAGAUCCUCAAACUUUUAAUCAUCGCACGGCUCAGAUUUCUACCGGUCGCCUUUAUCAUUUUAUCGACCAAAUCCCGAAGGAUUACGAUCUAACUCGACCACCACUAAUUUGUCUACAUGGCUUUCCUGAUUCUUGGUUCGGAUGGCGGCACCAGAUUGGUCCAUGGUGUCGACAAGGCUUCCGUGUGAUCGUUCCAGACAUGUUAGGCUACGGCGAAACCGACAUGCCCCGUGAUUCUUCAGCGUACUCCACGAAAAAUAUUUGCAAUGAUAUUUCGGCACUUCUUGAUUUCUUAGUGAUACCCAAAGCCGUGGUGAUUGGUCAUGAUUGGGGAUCAUACACUGCUGGAAGGUUUGCUUUGUGGCAUCCGGAUCGGUUGAUAGCGCUAGUCAUGUUAUCUAUUCCAUAUGUUCCUCCAAGGGAACAGCAUAUGUCUGUCGAGGAAAUGGCCAGAAAAUAUCCAUCCUAUGGAUAUCAAGUAUUCUUUGCGUCCGAAUCAUCAACAUCCGAGAUCGAGGAAAACCUCGUCCCCUUUCUCGGUAUGGUAUUCAGAAUGCCUGAGAAGGCAUUGUCGUGGUCAAAAUUGGAUGAGCUGAUCACCAAUAAGCAAAUCAAUUUUACCGAUGAUUGCCUCCUCAACGAACGUGAAUUGCAAUUUUAUAUUUCUCGUUUUCAGCGCGGCAUGCGAGGGCCUUUGUCUUAUUACCGAACCACGAAAACGCGAUUCGAAGAGGAGAAAGAGGCUCAGCUACCUGCACAUCUACUGCCGAAUUUUCCCGUUCUCUUCAUGUAUGGAACCAAAGACGCCACGUGUCCUCCGUCAGCGGUCCAAAACGCCCACAAAUUCAUUUCACGACUCAAUACCGUUGCCCUCGAGGGUGUUGGUCAUUGGGUGAUGUUGGAGGCGCAGGACCGUGUUGCAUCGGAAGUGUUGCGAUUCCUUUCGUCUCUAGGAUUAUCCCAGCAGUCUCGCCUGUAGAACUGUGGAAUUAUUAUUCGUUUUGCUUA
This is a messenger RNA of Suillus subalutaceus, 1105 nucleotides long. RefSeq names its product Alpha/Beta hydrolase protein. The record is from RefSeq and is a predicted model, not a curated record. Bases 87 to 1076 code for a protein of 329 amino acids. NCBI's taxonomy places the organism in Eukaryota, Fungi, Basidiomycota, Agaricomycetes, Boletales, Suillaceae. The transcript has 7 exons. Gene Ontology annotation, molecular function: hydrolase activity.